Molecule: messenger RNA, 2112 nt
Organism: Paramuricea clavata
Lineage: Eukaryota; Metazoa; Cnidaria; Anthozoa; Malacalcyonacea; Plexauridae
Source: the annotation of a GenBank genome assembly
AUGCUGAACCCAAACGAAGAAGAAGUGAACACAGAAGAAAUCUCGAUGGCCACAACUUUGGAUUUAAAACCACCACCUCCGUUUGAUGCAGAGGGUGAUAAUUCCUCGCUAGCCCAACGCUGGAAAGAAUGGCGAGAACGUUUUAAUAUGUAUACAGUAGCUGCCAACAUCAAGGAUGAUGCACAGAAACGCGCAGUGUUAUUGUAUGUAGCUGGCCCGUCGGUUCAUAAAAUAUUCAAAACACUACAAGACACAGGGACAGAUUUCAAAACAGCUCUAGAGAAGCUCGACGAAUAUUUUCAGCCACAAAAGAAAGUAAUAUAUGAACGCUAUGUGUUUAAACAGACACAUCCAACGCCUGGAGAAUCGGUAGAUAGCUACAUAACUCGUCUACGUACACUAGCCGAAACGUGUGAAUUCGAAAGCGCCGAGAAUGAAAUACGCGAUCAGUUUGUUAUGACAUGCUCGUCUCAUGGAUUUCGUACGAAGCUUUUACGCGAGACAGAUCUGACAUUGGUUAAGCUUAUUACCAUGGCGCGAGCGAAGGAAUUAGCAGAAAAACAAGCGUCGAAUAUCUCGGGACACAAUAACUCUCGGAACAAUGUUAAUCGUGUAAAAGACGAGGGAAAUGACGAAGCUAAAGACAAGGUAAGACAUGCUAAAUAUGUACCAAAACCACACAAACAAAAUCAAUGCCGAAAUUGUGGAAAUGAAUUUAAACAAGGGCAUAAAGAUGUCUGUCCUGCGAAGGGCAAAACCUGUAGAGCUUGUGGAAAGCUCAAUCAUUUCGCUAGAGUUUGUCGAAGUCGAAAAAAUCCCCCGAAAGAUAGUAAGAAAGAUUCGAGAGAGUCUGUUAGAGUUGCACAACAACAACAAACCCAAAAACAAAGCCCUCCUAAUUCGUCCGACGAUGAGUAUACUUUUGCUGUUUCAUCAUCAAAAAUAACUAACAUUCAAAUACAGAUCAAUGGGACCCCUAUCGCUGUGAUUAUCGAUUCAGGAGCGACGACAAAUAUUCUUGAUAGUGAAGCAUUCGCUUGUAUUAGGAAAAGAAAUAAACAUGUACAAUUAGAGCCAACACAAACAAAUAUAUAUGCAUAUAAUGCCGUUCAGCCCUUGCCAUUGCUCGGAAAGUGUCGUUUAGCGGUUGAAUCGAAUGGAAAGCGUACAAUAUCGACGUUUUAUGUUGUCAACGGCAAAGCAGGAUCACUUCUCGGUAGUGAAACAGCCGCAGAGUUAGGCAUUUUAAAAAUAAAAGUUAACGAAGUCUCUAAAUUUCAUAGCAUGAAAACAACCGGAAGUCGAGGUAGGAAUGAAAUCAACACCGGAAGCCACUCAAACGGAAGUGACGCGAACAGUCAAAGUGACUCCGGAAAUCGAGAAAUAAGGGACAGAAAUAGCCUGAAAAACAUUGACAUUAAUACACAGAAAAUUUUAGAUAAAUUUCCAGAACUCUCUGACGGAAUAGGGUGUUUGCAAAAUUAUGAACAGUCAUUGCAUGUUGAUCGUACAGUUACCCCUAUUGCACAACGCCCUCGGAGAGUCCCUUUCCAUUUACGAAAGCAAGUUUCAGAUAAACUAGAAGAAUUACAAAGUCUCGAUAUUAUUGAACCUGCCGAAGGACCUACUUCAUGGGUAUCACCCAUAGUAGUUGCUCCCAAACCACACAAUUCAGAUGAAAUCAGAUUAUGCGGAGAUUACCGUAGACCAAAUCAGGCAUUGUUAAGGGAGAGACAUCCAAUCCCAACAGUUGAUGAGUUAAUGGAAGAAAUGUCUGGUGCUGUCGUGUUUUCUAAGCUAGACCUCAAAGCAGGAUACCAUCAGAUAGUCCUAGAAGAUAACUCGCGUAACAUUACCACUUUUUGCACACACAAGGGGUUGUUUCGGUAUAAGCGCCUGCCAUUUGGUCUGUCAUGUGCUUCAGAAGUAUUCCAAAAUGCAAUACAGCAAGCGCUCCAAGGUCUACACGGCGUACGAAAUAUCGCAGACGAUAUUAUUGUAUGGGGUAAAACCCAAACCCAGCAUGACAAGAAUUUAGAAGCACUGUUACAGCGAUUAGUUGUCAAGAAACUUACAUUAAACCUGGAGAAAUGCAAGUUUAAUCAACCGUAA